Messenger RNA from Gilbertella persicaria, 1565 nucleotides. RefSeq lists its product as uncharacterized. The coding region runs from base 359 to 1192 and encodes 277 amino acids. Gene Ontology annotation, molecular function: phosphoric diester hydrolase activity. Lineage: Eukaryota; Fungi; Mucoromycota; Mucoromycetes; Mucorales; Choanephoraceae. The transcript is spliced from 7 exons. Gene Ontology annotation, biological process: lipid metabolic process. The record is from RefSeq and is a predicted model, not a curated record.
CUAUUUUAAGAUCAUUUAUAUUAACUUCAUUUCUUUUCCCCCUUAAAAGAUGAAGAUUUGGACUUAUUUAGUGACUAUCAGUGUUCUUUCUACUACUGCUAUUGCACAAUACAGUGAUAGUAUUAGUGUUCAAGCAGUGGAUGAUUAUGAUGAGUAAGUUGUCAUCUAGUUUCGAAUUCGAUUCAUCUUGAGUGAUAGUUUUGAUGUUGGGUUCUCUGAAGUACUAGAAGGACCUCCUCCUUGUAAUGGGUUCCCUGAGUAUAGAAAUAUACCUGUCAAUCAAGCAUUUUAUGUAGGUGCACAUAAUGCUGGUUCAGACCUACUUGAACACGGACAUCAAAAGCGUGAUAUCCUUCGUAUGCUUGAAGAUGGUAUUCGUUUCUUAGAUGUCCAACUAUGUAAAGACCAAGAGAGUCUUGUUGUCUGCUCAGAUACCACUCUUUCCACAAACACCUUUCAAAACGUAUUAGAAAAGGCAUUCACAUUUGCAAGAAAUGAAGUAGAACAGUUCUUUAUAGUUCAUGUCAAAUCAAACAAUGUCAACACAAGAGAAAUAGAGACAAUCCUAGACCAAGUCUGUGAAGUCCAUACGAAUCAAACACAAGGCACAGAUGAAUUUGUGAAGGGAAAGUGCCCUUUUGUCUAUACUUAUCGCCCUGAAAAAGGUCCCUGGAAAUCCAUGGGCGAAAUAGUCAAUUAUGACCCCGAAAUGGCUCAAUGGGAAGGGGAUGGUGAAUUAGUGGGUGUAAGAACUAAGUUUAUGUUGACUGUGUCUGAUGAUGUGAUUCAACCCAGCGACUAUGCAUCUUCUUAUGUUACACCUGUCUUUUGGCGUUCAUUAGAUAAUACCAUAGAUUCUUUAGAUGGAUUUAAACAAGGUCUUGCUCAACUAUGCCGUGUGCCUGGUUAUGGUAUUGGCUUAGGUUCUUUUGGUGCCUUAAAUAACAAGAUCUAUCAUCCUGACUAUCUUGAAGAUGCUCUCUUGAACAGAGAUGGAUGUAACCUGAAUGAUUCACCUUUAAACACUUUCUUUACUCAUAUUCUAGUGGACCAUUAUGAAGACCAAUUGCCUUAUCUUAAAGAACUCGAGAGAAGAAUGAUGGAUCUCAACUAUGCUAAAUGGACAGGCAAUUACAGAAUGAUGACACCUUCUUUAUUCAGAAAGAAAAAAGUUGAGCGUGAUGAACUAUAGAUAAGGAUGGUCAAUCUCAAUAUGACUUAAUCUUUGUGCGUGUGAUUCUCUACGCCAUUGUGUCUCACAUUGAAUACCCUGUUGACAUCUUUCUCUGUGUACUAGACAAACCAUAAGGCUAAAUAUGGAUGUGUGUACUUACAUUGAUCCAAUCCAUUCUGAACAACGCCUUUCCAAAAUGUAUAAAAUAAACCAUUAGCAACAGUGACAGUACAUGAAUAACAAGCUCGUAAAUGCUGUGAAGGUAAAAUGCCUUCUUCUUGAAUUCUGUAAUAAUAUUCAUCAUCGUCCAAUACACUUUGGUUGUCUUCACUCAAUAAUCGACGCGUAUUAUACAGUUGUAAUCCUAAAGGCGUCAUUCUUCUGAUAAUCG